Molecule: messenger RNA, 1788 nt
Organism: Penicillium cinerascens
Lineage: Eukaryota; Fungi; Ascomycota; Eurotiomycetes; Eurotiales; Aspergillaceae
Exons: 1
Coding region: 1-1788 (595 amino acids)
Source: RefSeq, a predicted model, not a curated record
AUGAAUUCACGCAGUCCUCUUCCAGAAGAGUCAUUUGUUCCUUCUGUGGUCUCUCUGUUUGAGCAAGCUCGCAAGAAUUCACCUUGCGAAACUCCUCGUUCAUCCCCGCGCCAGCCACCACCGAUCCCUCUCCUUCGUGAGAGACCUGCUACUCAGCCCAAGCCUGAGCAACACAAGCCCGAACAACUGGCCCUACAGAACCUUCGUGUGAAUGAUCCGGCUGUCAAUACUCCCGAUACUCCUGGUGAGUUCUUCGAUGCCAAACAGGAGCAGAACCCCUCUCCUGUCCCGUCGGAGAGGUCUGAGAGGCCUACCACGCCUGAUCUCACUGUUGGCCCGGCCACUGGCCCAACCACUCCUGCAGGUUCUCCCAAGAAGAGCUGCGUAAAGAGCCCCGAGCCAAAACAUAAAUCUCCUCGCUCGGUGGGCUUCGUUGAAGACUCUCCCUGUUCCCCUCACGACGGCACUCCGCCCGAGAAGGUGGAGGUCAGCAGCAUGUAUCGGGGUAUGGAGGACACCAACGUCCACCUCAUUUUGAAGCCUGUGACCAACCUGUCGGCCAAGCCCAUCAUCCACAAGGCUCACAGGGCUGUUCUCUCGCACAGCAGCCCUUUCCUUGCAGAAGCCCUGCGAGCCCAGAAUGCAAGUGAUGACAAAAUCACUCCCAUCAACAUUCACACUGGCGCUCGGUUCAGCGCCAUGACUUCCUUUGGCUUGGCUCUUCAGGUUCUGUACGGAUGGCUCCUGGUUUCUCAUCAGAAUCUUCGUUCGGAGACCCUGAAAGGAUUGGGCUACAAUCCCGAGAAAUCCGACAGCACGUUGCCAUUCUCAAUUCGGUUGGCCAAGACUGACUUUGCCCUCUGCUACGCUGCAGUCGGUGCUUUCCUGGGCUGCUCUAACAUUGUCAAAUGUGGAAUACAGUUAGCUCUUGACCUCCUUGACUGGGAGACUGUUGAUUUCCUUCUCUGCUUUGUUCUUCAUGUCGACGAAUACAUGCUGACUUGCCCAGAGAUUCGUGUUGCUUCGCCCGAUGUCCCCCCCGACACUUCUCAGGCUGGGAAGGUCGGUGAUGAAUACCUUGCUGAUUUCCACUUGGUGCAGGCAAACCUGGUCAUGAAAGCUGUCUUCAAGUACAUGGCUGAGAACCUCAGGCCCGGGUUCGAGCUCUAUGAGCGUGCCCAGGCAUCUUACACCAAGACUCGCAUUCCACCCGCCAUCUGGACUCUCCCUGGCUCCUUGACGUCCAACAUCAGGCUCGAGUCUAUUCGCUAUGGAAACCAGCCCUCCUAUGCCGACCUGAAACCGAAGCGCAUGGACAUCAACGUCUUGUCUGCCAUGCUCAUUACACUUCCGUUCCACAUGUUCAUGCCACUGAUCGAUGAGCUAAAAAAGGCCCCCAUGAUGACGCUGGCCCUGAUGAAGAAGGUUGUCGAGAAGCGCGAGGAACGCCGCCUGCAUGCGCUGUACAUUCGAGUCCAGCGCAAAAUUAAGCCGGGAGUCAUUCCCCAGGCCUACCUCGAUGAACUAGCCUACCGCGAAUUCCUCACACCCGAGCGACCUGGUGACAGUAAUGUCGUUACUGCUACGAUCCAGCGUGUCUGGGUUGGACUCGACUUCCCCAACCAGGCUGCUCGGACUCCACGCCCUGCCACUGCGGCAGAUACCCAGGAUCCCAGUGGUCCUGCCCCAAAUGCUGAGGCCUCCAGUGUUCCUGGUGCGAGCACCGAGGCGCCCACUGCCAGUGCAAAAAAGAACAAGAACCGGAAAAAGAACAGGAAGAAGCACUAA